UUCUCCUCCGCUUCCAGCACCACCACUGCCAGCACCAUCACUUCCCGGGUGACCAGGAAUGGGAACGCCAUAAUGGAGAAGCACUUACUCAAUCACGAGGACGUGGCAGGAGACCGGGGCAUGAUAGACGAUAUGUUUGAUGACACCUACCGGGACAAGGAGGGCCCCAAGCCCCCUGUGCGAUACGUCUGGAGGAAUAUCAUCCUCAUGAGCCUGCUGCACCUAGGGGCCAUAUUUGGGCUGAUGCUGAUACCUUCUGCAAAGAUACAGACAUUGGCAUGGGCCAUUUUGUGUUUCCAAAAACCGGAAUGCCCCCGCCUCUGGAGCCAUCGGUCCUACAAAGCCACACUGCCCCUGCGGAUCUUCUUGGCUAUUGCAAACUCCAUAGCCUUCCAGAAUGACAUCUACGAGUGGGUCCGGGACCACCGUAUCCAUCACAAGUUCUCUGAGACAGAUGCAGACCCACACAAUGCCAAGCGGGGCUUCUUCUUCUCCCACAUCGGGUGGCUGCUGGUGCGCAAGCACCCAGACGUCAUAGAGAAGGGCCAGAAGCUGGACCUGAGUGACAUGAAGGCUGACAAAGUGGUGAUGUUCCAGCGGAGAUACUACAAGCCAUCGGUGGUGUUGCUGUGCUUCACGCUGCCCACUGUAGUGCCCUGGUACUUCUGGGAUGAAUCCAUCGUCAUCAGCUUCUUCAUUCCAGCCAUCCUGCGCUAUGCCAUAGGGCUCAAUGCCACUUGGCUAGUGAACAGUGCUGCUCACAUGUUCGGCAACCGGCCGUAUGAUCAGCACAUCAACCCACGGGAGAACCCCCUGGUCAGCCUGGGGGCCCUAGGAGAAGGCUUCCACAACUACCACCAUACCUUCCCCUACGACUACUCCACGAGUGAGUUUGGCUGGCGCUUCAACCUAACCACAGCCUUCAUUGACCUCAUGUGCUUCCUGGGGCUGGCCAGCGAUCGCAAGAAGGUCUCCAAGGAGGUCAUCCUGGCUCGGAAAAUGCGCACUGGAGAUGGGAGUCACAAGAGUGGCUGAGUUCCUGCUCCCAUUUACACAAACAUCCACACCUCUCCUUCCUCCUUUUUUCUCCCUUUCUCCCUUCCUGACCCCUCCAAACACGCUGGACAAAGGUUUAAUGUUCUGUUUACUAACUACUGAAUAAUGCUAUCAGUUUGCUUUAGAUAAUGGUAAUGAGUUUUAACCCCCUCC
Messenger RNA from Pterocles gutturalis (yellow-throated sandgrouse), 1209 nucleotides. RefSeq names its product acyl-CoA desaturase-like. Lineage: Eukaryota; Metazoa; Chordata; Aves; Pterocliformes; Pteroclidae. The record is from RefSeq and is a predicted model, not a curated record. Gene Ontology annotation, molecular function: stearoyl-CoA 9-desaturase activity; palmitoyl-CoA 9-desaturase activity; iron ion binding. Gene Ontology annotation, cellular component: endoplasmic reticulum membrane. Gene Ontology annotation, biological process: unsaturated fatty acid biosynthetic process; response to fatty acid.